Messenger RNA from Schistocerca americana (American grasshopper), 756 nucleotides. Its product is annotated as peripheral-type benzodiazepine receptor-associated protein 1-like. Bases 1 to 756 code for a protein of 251 amino acids. Lineage: Eukaryota; Metazoa; Arthropoda; Insecta; Orthoptera; Acrididae. The record is from RefSeq and is a predicted model, not a curated record. The transcript is spliced from 6 exons. Gene Ontology annotation, biological process: neuromuscular synaptic transmission.
AUGCCUCCAUCAUGGUAUUUAUUCACACUGAAUCACAUUUUGAAAUUGUUAAAAAAGUCUGGCGAGGAUCAACUGGCUCGUGUGCUGGAGAAAAACACUGAGCUAACAAUCCAGAACACUGAUUUGCAGAAGCAAGUGCAGCACUUGCAGAAUGUGAAUGCCAGCGAUGGUCGCAGCCUCCCAGGUCUGGCCUCGGCCAGCAAGCCUGGGGACACUCUGGAGUCUAUUCUUAAGCAAAUGCGAGAGGCAGCUGACAAACGCAAGGAACUCGAAAGAGAACAUGCUGAGGCCCUCACACAGCUCCGAGAAAAACAGAAUGAAGCACAGAGGCUCACGAAACAGAGGGAUGCAUCUUCUAGAGAAAAAAGCAAGUCAUAUGAGACUAUUGAAGCUCUGCAGUCAAAAAUCCGUGAACUGGAAAAGAAAACGGAGCUUCAGAAUGUCCGCCAUGAAGAGCUUCUCCUUGAAAUGGCAAGCAUCAAACGAUCAGCACAAAGUGCUAACACAGCACUGGCAGCAGCAGCUGCUGCUGCUGCUGCUGUCAACCACAACUCUCCUGAGUCAGGGCAUUCAACACCAGACUCUGCAAGGGUUGAUGGCGGUGGGAGUGCGGGUCCAAAUCGCCCAGCAGUCAUGACGUCAUCUGCACUUGACAACCUUGGUGACAUGCACCAAACCACCUCACGAGUAUUGCCACAUGGGCGCCCAUCUAGUCAACCUGGUAUGCAGACAUCUUGCUUCUGUAUUGUAUUUUGA